AUGAAUCUAGUUAAUGCAACUAGGAGAUUGUUCAAGAAAAUGAAAGGAGCUGGUUGGGAGUCUUUAUUUACUGAAGUUGGUUUAUUUUGCCAGAAAUAUAAUGUUGAUGUAGUUGAUAUGUAUCAAAAGUAUGUUGACUCUCGAAAAAAAUUCAGGAUGAUAGAAGAAUUAACUAAUGAUCAUCAUUAUCAUGUUGAUAAAUUUAUUGCCAUCUUAUAUAGACAAAUAAGAGAGUUAGAUGACCGUUCUGGAGAAAUUGGCACGGAACUUCUUUUGAGUAUGUCUUCUCUUGAUCCGAAAAAUUCAUUUGAAGCAUUUGAUCAAGAAAAACUUAUAAGGUUUGCUAAGUUUUAUCCAGCUGAAUUUUCUGAGGUUAAUCUUAUGGAACUUGAGUGGUCUCUGUAUACUUAUAUUGAAGAUGUCAGCCAUGAUCAGAGAUUCGGAGAACUUGGAGGUAUAUCAGGACUUGCAACUAAAAUGGUGGAAACUGGAAAGGAUUUAGUUCAUCCAACAGUAUACAAACUUUUGAAGCUUGCUUUGCUAUUACCUGUAGCAACGGCCAGGGUUGAAAGAUCAUUCUCUGCAAUGAAAAUAGUUAAAACUCGGUUGCACAAUCGAAUAGGAGAUGAGUGA
Molecule: messenger RNA, 633 nt
Organism: Daucus carota subsp. sativus
Lineage: Eukaryota; Viridiplantae; Streptophyta; Magnoliopsida; Apiales; Apiaceae
Exons: 1
Coding region: 1-633 (210 amino acids)
Source: RefSeq, a predicted model, not a curated record